AAUAAGUCGAAAACAAACUUUAUCAGAAACGGGUUAACAAUGUUUCGUUUUAUUAUUUUCUCCUUGUUUGUUUUCAGAGUUUGGGCUGCACCCCAGAACCACAUUAAAAAGACUUUCUUAAAUAGUACAGAACCACGAAUUAUUAAUGGAAUACCGGCAACUUUGGGUCAGUUUCCAUGGCAAGCAGCAGUAUAUGUUACAGGAAAAGACAGCAGUCUUUGGUUCUGUGGAGGCAGUGUAAUUAGUAGUGAAUGGAUUUUAACAGCUGGACAUUGCGUGGACAAAGCACUGAGCGCUCGGAUUAAAACGGGACUAAUAUCACUAAAUGACAAUAGUACGGAAACGAUUUCCACAGAGCCUGUUCUUCACUCAGGUUACGAUCCAACCACCCUUGAAAAUGAUAUUGGUCUUUUUAAGCUUGACGAACCACUGGUAUUUGAUGAAAAUACAAAAGCUGUUAGUCUUUCCGGCGAAAUUCUGGAGGAUGGUGUUGAAGUUAGAGUAAGCGGUUGGGGAAAAACCAGUGACAUUGGUGCUAUCAGUCCAACUUUGAACUACGUGGACUUAUUUACUAUUCCGGGGAGUCUAUGUGAAGAAAGUUAUGGAGAAGGGGAGAUAUUUGAUGGGAUGGUUUGUGCAACGUCGGGAACUGAUGCACUUAAGAGUACUUGCAAUGGAGACAGUGGUGGUCCGGUUGUUAUCAAUGCUGAUACAGAUCCACUUCAUGUUGCCAUUGUAAGUUUUGUUGGUGAUAAUGGUUGCACGAGUGCUCCAUCUGGGUACACGAGAACUGCGUAUUAUAGGGAGUGGAUUCAGCAGCAAACAGGAAUUGAAAACCCAGAGAUGAUGUUUGUGGCGAAAAUAGCCUUGGGAUUCUACUUUAAUUUCCAUUACCACUUCUUAAGCAAAAUGUUCCGCUUUGCCGUUCUUUGCUUAUGUGCAUCCGCAAUCUGGGCUUUGCCCUCUUUACCAGUCCACUCUAAGGUCUUCCCUUUUAAACUUCCAGGUGCCAGAAUUAUUAAUGGCGACCAAGCCGCAGAAGGUCAAUUUCCAUGGCAAGUUGCCUUAUUUUUCGAUGGUUCCGACGGCAGCUGGUUCUGUGGAGGCAGCAUAAUUAGCGAAGAAUGGAUCCUAACUGCUGGGCAUUGCGUUAGCGGGGCUGACUCGGCGACAAUCAUAAGUGGAUCCACGGAUGUAUAUGGAGGAGACGUUUCAAAUUCCUCCCAACUUAUCCUUCAUGAAGACUAUGACGAAUAUUUCCUUGCUAAUGAUAUUGGACUUGUUCAGGUCAGCACACCUUUAAAUCUUGGUGGAAACACGGCUGCCGUCAUUUUGUCCACUGAAGCACUUGGUGAUGACGUUGAUAUUGCGGUGAGCGGUUGGGGUCUAACCAGCGAUGAUGGAACUACGAUCAGCGACUCGUUGAAUUACGUUGAACUAGUCACCAUUUCGACUACAGAAUGUGAAGAUUAUUAUGGCUCGAUUUUACCUGAAAUGGUUUGUGCUAAUUCUCCCUCAUCUCAAGUUAGAAGCACCUGCAGUGGUGACAGUGGCGGUCCAGUAGUGAUUGAUGCAGAUUCAAAUCCGGUUCAUGUAGCUGUAGUCAGUUUUGUUAGUACCGAAGGAUGUGAAAGCGGUGCUCCUUCUGGUUACACCAGGACGGCGUUUUUCAGAGAUUGGAUCCAAGAAAAUACUGGAGUUUAAAAGUGUAAACAGUUUUAAA
Molecule: messenger RNA, 1723 nt
Organism: Zophobas morio
Lineage: Eukaryota; Metazoa; Arthropoda; Insecta; Coleoptera; Tenebrionidae
Product: phenoloxidase-activating factor 3-like
Exons: 13
Coding region: 40-1704 (554 amino acids)
Biological process (GO): proteolysis
Molecular function (GO): serine-type endopeptidase activity
Source: RefSeq, a predicted model, not a curated record